ACUCGGUGCACUCUUGGGGCAUCAGAACAGCACUCGGAUGAGGGACAGAAGCCUGGGUGAUCGACUCUGAGCUUGAAGACUGAGCUACUGCAGAGGGAACUAAAGAAGAGCUAAGAAAUCACCAUGAAACUUUUCUGGAAAUAUCAGACCUGCCUUAGGGGCUGGAGGAGAGUUCUCAAGCUAUGUGUUCUAAUAGUGCUUUAUUAUGAUAUCUUGAUGUUCCGUGGAAGUGACUGCUGGAGCUACCAUUACUCUGGACGGCCCAUGAACUGGGUCAAGGCAAGAAACUACUGUCAGACACAUUACACAGAUUUAGUAGCUAUACAAAACAAGGAAGAAAUUGCAUACCUGAAUGCUACCCUUCCUUUAAGUCGUACUUACUACUGGAUUGGGAUCCGGAAGGUAGGAGGCAUAUGGACUUGGGUGGGAACAAAUAAACCACUCACUGAAGAAGCAGAAAACUGGGGCAAAGGGGAGCCCAACAACAAAAAAUCUAAGGAAGAUUGUGUAGAGAUCUACAUCAAGAGGAACCAAGAUGCAGGCAAAUGGAAUGAUGACUCUUGCUUGAAAUCAAAAGUUGCACUGUGUUACCAAGCUUCCUGUCAGCCUUUAUCCUGUAGUGGCCAUGGAGAAUGUAUAGAAACCAUCAAUAAUUAUACCUGCAAAUGUGACUUGGGAUAUUACGGCCCUCAAUGUGAGAAUGUGAUUCAGUGUGAGUCUCUAUGGGCACCAGAUCUGGGAAGGAUAAACUGCACUCAUCCAUUGGAUGACUUCAGCUUCAGCUCCAAAUGUACCUUUAGCUGCUUAGAAGGAAGGUACUUAGUAGGUUCUGAGGACACAACAUGUGAGGCAUCUGGGAACUGGUCAUCUCUCCAGCCAGUAUGUCAAGUGACUCAAUGUGAGCCUUUGGCGGCUCCAGAAUAUGGAAUGAUGGAAUGCAUUCACCCCCUGGGAGAAUUCAGCUUUACCUCCAAGUGUAAAUUCAGCUGCUUAGAACAAAUGGUAUUAACAGGUACUGAGGAAACUACAUGUGAAGCAUCUGGAACUUGGUCAUCUCCAAAGCCAACAUGUCAAGGAACUUACUGUGAGCCUUUGAUGACUCCAGAACUGGGAAGUAUGAACUGCACUCAUCCCCUGGGAUAUUUCAAUUUCAGUUCCAAGUGUACUUUCCGCUGCUUAGAGGGGAUAUCCUUAACAGGUGCUGCAGAAACUACAUGUGAGACAUCUGGAAAUUGGUCAUCUCCAAAGCCAGUAUGUGAAGGGUUAAGAAAUAUUCUAUCACCUAUCAAAGAGGGUAAUUACAAUCCUAUCUUCAUUCCUCUGGGAAUUGUAGUCACUUCUCUUUGUGGGCUGGCAUUUAUCAUCUGGCUGGCAAGGAAGCUAAAGAAAGGCAAGAAGUCCACUAAAAGGCCUGAUGCAUACUAAAUUGUUACUUACUAGA
This is a messenger RNA of Sarcophilus harrisii (Tasmanian devil), 1441 nucleotides long. RefSeq names its product selectin L (gene SELL). Lineage: Eukaryota; Metazoa; Chordata; Mammalia; Dasyuromorphia; Dasyuridae. Gene Ontology annotation, molecular function: oligosaccharide binding; sialic acid binding. The transcript is spliced from 10 exons. Gene Ontology annotation, biological process: heterophilic cell-cell adhesion; response to cytokine; leukocyte tethering or rolling. Bases 124 to 1425 code for a protein of 433 amino acids. The record is from RefSeq and is a predicted model, not a curated record. Gene Ontology annotation, cellular component: membrane; external side of plasma membrane.